CAACAGUAUUCCUAGUUUCUUUCACCGACUCUUCUAAUCUCUGCGAUCGUACAUCAGAAACCUCUAUCUCAUCGCCGAGGAAAAAAGAUCUUACAAUGGCUAUUAACACCAUCACGAACGAAGAAGAUGAUGCAUCAAACAACUUUGGAUGCAAUAUCUGUCUUGAAUUGGCAAGAGAACCGAUCGUGACUCUAUGUGGUCAUUUGUUCUGUUGGCCUUGUCUCUACAAGUGGCUCCAUUACCAUUCUAAAUCAAAUCAUUGUCCUGUUUGUAAAGCUUUGGUUAAGGAAGAUACUUUGGUUCCUUUGUAUGGAAUGGGUAAGCCAUCUUCUGAUCCGAGAUCGAAACUCAAUAGUGGUGUUACUGUCCCUAAUCGACCAGCUGCGACUAGGACUGAAACAGCUCGACCUCGUCUUGAACAAAGACAUCAUGGGUCUAGUUUCUUUGGUGGGCAUUCAAGUUUUGCUGCCAUGCCAACUGGUUUACGGUUUUCAAAUUUCUUGUUGUAAUGGAAAGUAUCUUUUGAUGAAUCUGAGUCUGUUUUUUUGACAAUGUUUUUGAAACUAUUAUUAUACAUUGUCUACGAUUUUUGUUAUUUUGACAAUUAAUGUUUAGAGCUACUUUUACAUUC
Molecule: messenger RNA, 631 nt
Organism: Arabidopsis thaliana (thale cress)
Lineage: Eukaryota; Viridiplantae; Streptophyta; Magnoliopsida; Brassicales; Brassicaceae
Product: RING/U-box superfamily protein
Exons: 2
Coding region: 96-509 (137 amino acids)
Biological process (GO): protein ubiquitination; ubiquitin-dependent protein catabolic process
Cellular component (GO): endomembrane system; endoplasmic reticulum; endoplasmic reticulum membrane
Molecular function (GO): catalytic activity, acting on a protein; ubiquitin protein ligase activity; transferase activity
Source: RefSeq, marked reviewed